CGUUCUGAUCAGUGCAGAGUUGCAUCUGAUGAAAUGAUUCAGAGAAAUUCUACAAAAACUGUGAAAAUGUCUCUGUGGGUUCUGAUCCCCAUCAGUCUGCCUGUGUUCACACUGCCGGGAAUCUGGAUUAUAUAUGCAAUGGCCCUGCAGAAUCAACAUGUGUGUCCUGUCAAUAACUGGGUGUAUAACUCAUCGUGUGAGAAGUCUCUGGUUCUUCAGAGCGGUUCUGAUCUGUGCUGCACACUCGACAGUGUUCCACUCAUCAGUAAGUGUGGUGAUGUUCCUCCAGAGAGCUGCUGGUUCAGUCUGCUGUGCAGCGCUGCUUCAUUCAUGGUGAUCGUGAUUGGUCUGCUGCGAUACGCUCAUGUGAUUCAUAAGAAGAGUAACAGUGUGUUGAACGUUGAGGGUUUGUGUGCUGGAGGUCUCUGUGCCACUGGACUCAUGAUUGUGGGAAACUUCCAAGUGGAUCACGCUAAAGUUCUUCACUAUGUUGGAGCAGGUCUGGUCUUCCCCGGCAGUCUGCUGUUUGUGUGUGUGCAGACGCUGCUGUCGUACCGUACGGCCGACACACGGACAGACUUCCACACCGCACACCUGCGACUAGCGCUCACUUUACUCGCCUUCACCACCCUCAUACUCAAUAUCCUCUACAACAGUGGUGUGUUCUUUAUUCAGGAGAGUUUCGUCCUGCAGCACGCAGCUGCGAUCCUGGAGUGGCUUUUUGCGAUCAUAGUGUUACUGUUUUACACUUCGUUCUCACAUGAGUUCAGCUCCAUAUCUGCAGAAACACUCACAGUGCUGAUGAGGAGACGAGACGGUUUCUCUGAUGAGAGGCGGAAACGAGACAAAACACAGCCAAAGAUCUGACAUUAUAGAUUAAUAUAAGACACGGCGAACAAGACUUUCGACUGAGAUGUGUAAUACAGUCUGUACUGCAAUACAGAUCAAGAUGGUCAAACUACUGUGAUUUUUUGAGAAAGGAAGAAUGUUUUAUUAUUAUUAAAGCUAAAGUAUGUAACUUUUUCAGUGUUAAAAUACUUCUAUCCCAGCUUAUUACACAGAGACAAAUAUAAGUGAGCAAAUCAGAGGUUCAUUUUCUUGAAAACUGUAAACACUGUGUCUCUGUGUCAUUAUGAAAAUUUCUGUUUGAUUUGAGAGACCCGCUUAGACCCGCCCCAACAUCGUUACUCUACGUAACGGACUAUCUGACUGAAAGCUGUUUUGAAAUCACUGUUUAUUUUUGCAAUUCCUUUCGGUGGCGCUAGUGGCACAGAAUUAUAUACCUUAGCUUUAAGGCCAAAGUAUACUUCGGGUGUCCGUGUUGCGGAACCCUCUGCAUGCGCAGUAUGUGUGGCGCACAUUGCGUCAUCAGCACAGCCAUGCAGCUUGACCGCACGGCACCUAGAUUUUCUUGACUAGCGCACGUGGUCCUCGUCUGUGCACGACGUCUGUGUCAAACGAAUUCCUAUAUGUUCGUGGUCAGAGAAGUAUACUCAGAAAGGCAAAGCGGCAGGGCCUGGGUAUCUCAGUGAGUACUGACACUGACUACCACCCCUGGUGUCACG
Messenger RNA from Myxocyprinus asiaticus (Chinese sucker), 1565 nucleotides. Its product is annotated as Transmembrane protein 150A-like. The transcript is spliced from 7 exons. The coding region runs from base 34 to 867 and encodes 277 amino acids. Lineage: Eukaryota; Metazoa; Chordata; Actinopteri; Cypriniformes; Catostomidae. The record is from RefSeq and is a predicted model, not a curated record.